AUGACCGAGAUCACGGGAGAGUGGAAUACCUUGAGCCAUGCAGAGAAAGUGGCUGCUACAGAAGACUACCUGCAUGAGCUUGAUAAACUCCGAGAUAUGAAGGCAACGGCAAGGCACAACAUGCCCCUUAAUGCAUUCCAAGAUGCUCGCACUGCACUGAACAGUAUUCAGAAUGAGCUGGAUGCACUCAGUCAAUGCACUGGCACCGAAACCCUCCUCUUCGCGGUCCAUUCAAGUACUGAUCAAUACAACCAACCAUUUGUCUACCACAGCAACGAACGCCUGGCGCAGUUUUUUCAUAUGGCUACGAAGAUGGACAUUCUCACUUUCGCAAUCAAGAUGGAGGCAUUCGGUAUCUCAGGGGUGGAAGGGGUCGUGAUGAACCAUGUGCAGGAGGUACUCGAACUGAAGAGGAAGACGGCCGCAUUGAUCAAUCAGAAGCUCAAUGACAUUGCACCUAUGGGCCCCGUGAAGAUGUGGUACAAGGGUUUUGAUGACAGAAUCACUGUGUGUCAUCGUGUCACGGUGGAGAACUGGCCCCUUUUGAAGUUCAUCAGUCCCGGCGAUGUCACCUUGAAGAACGAACUUUAA
Messenger RNA from Sparassis crispa, 591 nucleotides. RefSeq lists its product as hypothetical. The transcript has 4 exons. Bases 1 to 591 code for a protein of 196 amino acids. The record is from RefSeq and is a predicted model, not a curated record. NCBI's taxonomy places the organism in Eukaryota, Fungi, Basidiomycota, Agaricomycetes, Polyporales, Sparassidaceae.